Triticum turgidum subsp. durum (durum wheat) is the source of this 1509-nucleotide messenger RNA. The record is from the annotation of a GenBank genome assembly. Lineage: Eukaryota; Viridiplantae; Streptophyta; Magnoliopsida; Poales; Poaceae.
AUGGUCAUGGAGUCCGAGCCACAGCCUGGUAAUGGUCAUGAACCUCACAAUACCACAAGUCAGCAACAAAAACUCCAGUGUGAUGACCAAACACCGAGUAGUGCUGAUGAAGCAGAGCUUCUAUGGAACCUGAGAAAGUACUUAAUCCUGCUGGCAACUUUAUCAGCCACUAUCACCUACCAGGCGGGGCUGGCACAACCGGGUGGUCUCUGGCCAGAUAACCAGCAAGGCUACCUUGCCAGUGACGUUGUCAUGUUUCUUAGCCGCACCAAGCGGUACAGGAUGUUCUUCUACUGCAACACAACAGCAUUCAUUACAUCACUCAUUGUUCUGAUCCUGCUCCUGGUCAGGGAGCUGAGAUGGAAUGCAAUUUGGCUCCGUUCGCUGCAGUUUGCGCUGCUGCUUGACCUGCUCGGACUUGUGGGGGCCUAUGCUGCCGGGAACCGCAGGGAGGUCAGAACAUUCGUUUAUAUCUGGGUAUUACUUGUUGGCAUCUUCACAUAUGUCGGACUUCAUGUAGUAUUCUUCCGGCAUCUAGCUCCUGAAUGGCUUGGAGAAGUAUUCAGGGACAUCCAGAGGUUCUGGGAGGACUCUGCAGCACACAUUUUCAACAGAAGGCGGAACAUAAAACAUGAGCUAGAUGCUCCUAUCCAAGAUGAAAAGGAGGCACUGGAGCAGAAUCGCGGUUUCUUGCUGGUUGCCGCUACAUUGGCAGCAAUAAAGACAUAUACUGCAGGGCUCAGUCCACCAGGUGGCAGAUCUUACUGGGAUGAUAACAAGGAUAGCCACAUUGCUGGUGACCUGGUGCUUCGAGACCAAUACCCUCUCGGCUUCAACGCGUUUAUGUUCUUCGAUAAAACUGCCUUUUCUGGAUCCUUUGUCAUCAUCAUCAUGCUUCUCAGUAAAACAGGAGUGAAUUACAUUGCCAUGUCAAAUGUACUUCGGUUGUGGAUUCUGAUCAGUCUUAUGGCUACUUAUGCCGUAGGGAGUCGCAGGAAAAUCCAUACAUCUAUCUUUGUGUUCUCACUUUUCGGUGCAGUCCUGCUCUACCUCAUCAUUCAAUGGGUUGCUCGUAUAAUGCCUAAGCCAGAAUUUAUCAGGAAGUGCAUCAAGUGGAUGGAAGGAGAGCAGAAAAAGCUGGUCUUGAAGCUAAACUCCUUUAUGGAUAGUUGUAGCAGAUCCAAUGGGCGGGUGCCACGAUUACAGUAUGAUGGACAACAUUCAUGCAGAAAUGGCGCAUCAAGCACUGUUAAUAAUGUGAAAGAUGACUUGGGGAAGUUGCAGACAUACCUUUUAUGGUUUGCCAUCCUUGCUGCAACUAUUACAUACCAAGCUGGGUUGCAUCCCCCCGGUGGGUUUUGGCCACGCAGUCGAGAUCCAAUCCUCGAGGUCAUCAAUCCCAUUCGGUACAAAGCAUUCUACUACUGCAACACCACUGCAUUUUUGUCAUCAUUGGUUAUCAUCAUGCUACUCCAGAGCCAGCUGAUCACCAUAGGCGCCAUGAAAUGA